AUGAACAUGGACAAAACAAAGAUCAUGUUUAAUGUCCAUGUCACACCUAUGCCGGUAGUUGUUGGGAACACUAAGCUCGAAGUUGUUGACGAGUAUGUUUACCUGGUACAAAUAGUCCGACUAGGUAAGUCCAACUUCGACCGAGAGGUCAAUCGACGGAUUCAACUCGGUUGGGCAGCGUUCGGGAAAUUACGGCACAUCUUCUCGUCAGGUAUACCUCAAAACUUGAAAACGAGACUGUACACCCAGUGCGUGUUGCCAGUGAUGACAUACGGAACUGAGACGUGGUCCUUCACUGCUGGCCGGAUGAGGAAGCUCAAGGUCGCUCAGCGAGCUAUGGAGGGGGCUAUGCUCGGAGUUUCUCUGCGUGAUAAACUCAGAAAUGAGGAUAUCCGCAGUAGAACUAGAGUGACCGACAUAGCCCACCGGAUUAGUAAGCUGAAGUGGCAAUGGGCCGGCCAUAUAGCUCGAAGAACCGACAACCGAUGGGGAAGAAAGGUUCUCGAGUGGCAGCCUCGUACCGGCAGGCGAAGUAGUAGAGGGAGGCCUAAGAAAAGGUGGACGGAUUGUGUAAAGUAUUACGGCUUAUAUUAUAGAGGAGAAAGGAAACGGAAUGAAGAGAAAUACUGGCCUGCACCGAUUGACCCGACUGGCCGCCGCGCACGAAAUUUGGUCUAG
Parnassius mnemosyne (clouded apollo) is the source of this 678-nucleotide messenger RNA. The record is from the annotation of a GenBank genome assembly. Lineage: Eukaryota; Metazoa; Arthropoda; Insecta; Lepidoptera; Papilionidae.